CUUCUUGAGCCUUGGCCAUGGGAGAGCGCAGAACUGUUUGAUCCCCGCGCAGACUGCAAUGCUGAGGUUCCGUGUCUUAUUGUUAUCUUUGGGGCAUCUGUGAGCCAUAAUUUGUCGACAAAACAUCCCUUUUAUGUGGGAUUGAUAAUAUUGAUUGGUUCUUUGUUGUUUGGGUUUUAAUAUUGAGAAGCUUUGAGAAUGGCGGCUGAAGAAGAUAAAAAGGAUGAUCUUUACGCGGUGCUGGGGUUGAAGAAGGAAUGCACUGCUUCUGAGCUGAGAACUGCUUACAAGAAGCUUGCUUUGAAAUGGCACCCGGAUCGUUGUUCAGCUCUGGGAAAUCCAAAGAGUGUAGAGGAGGCCAAGAAGAAAUUCCAGGCCAUUCAGCAAGCUUAUUCUGUGCUUGCGGACACAAAUAAAAGGUUUCUGUACGAUGUAGGAGUCUACGAUUGUGAUGAUGAUGACGACGAAAAUGGAAUGGGUGAUUUUCUUAACGAAAUGGCUGCUAUGAUGAGCGAGAAUAAGACCAACGAAAACCAGGGGGAGAGCUUCGAGGAGCUGCAGGAGCUGUUCGAGGAGAUGUUCCAAAGCGACAUAGAGGCGGCGUUUUCCUCUCCUUCUCGAACUGCCACACCAUCAGCGUGCUCUUCCUCGUCCUCUGCAUCCUGCAGCGAGACCUAUUUCAACAUCUCGACCAAGAGAAGCUCUGACGAAAUGAGCAAUCCCAGCAGAUUCAAGUCAGAGUGCAACGAAUUCGACAGAUUUUGCAUGGGGACAGGUGGCGCAGGAACACGCCAAGAAGGGGAAAGGAGCAGGCGAAAGAACACAAGGAGGAACAAGAAUAUCUGAAUUUGGCAACACCAACAAAGGCAGAAAGUUUCAUUUGCCUCCUGACUUGGCUAACUUGGAUUUUUAGCUGAAUGCAAGGAAACCCCUUUUUCUUAGGUUGUAAUGGCAUGUAAUAUCUGUGGGGAAUCAAUCCUUCAUGAUUCCAUGUUAUGUUUGUUUUUUUUUUUUUUUUUUUGGGUUGUAACAUGUGAAUUUGUCUGAACUAUGAAUUCAUUUCAUUGGAAUCUGGUGGUGGGACCUUUCUGCAAUGUGUACUUUCAUUUGUGUCAUGGUGUCAGUCCUGAUGUAAAGAAACAACCAAAAGUGAAAUAAUUCACCAGCAACAUAGUUUCAUGA
Molecule: messenger RNA, 1182 nt
Organism: Ipomoea triloba (trilobed morning glory)
Lineage: Eukaryota; Viridiplantae; Streptophyta; Magnoliopsida; Solanales; Convolvulaceae
Product: dnaJ homolog subfamily B member 7
Exons: 6
Coding region: 199-846 (215 amino acids)
Source: RefSeq, a predicted model, not a curated record